AUGGUGGAGAAACUCAAUGUGGAUGAGAACAUCGAUCGCGUUUCAGUGGUGCAGUACAGCAGGGAACCUUCUGCUGAAUUUUUCCUGAACACACACAAAACAAAGCAGAGUAUGGCAGACAAUGUGCGAAGUCUAAGGCAUAGAGGAGGCACACCACUCUAUACUGGUGCAGCCCUCCAGUAUGUCAAGGAUCAUGUUCUCACAGCCUCUUCUGGAAGUAGGCAUCAACAGGGCGUCCCUCAGAUUUUGGUUCUCUUAACUGGCGGACGGUCCAGUGAUGAUGUCAGAAAUGCUGUAGAAAACUUGAAAGGAAUGGGUGUGAUGGUAUUUGUGGUGGGAACAAAGAAUGCAGAUGCCCUUGAGAUUCAGUCUAUUUCACAGGAAGCCAGUCGUGCUUUCUUUGUAGCAGAUCCCAGUGAUCUGUCAGGAAUUGAACAACAAAUAUUUUCUGCCACCACCAAGGCUGAAACCCCUGCUAUGAAACCAGCAUCCUAUGAUCCCAGCAGAAGAGAUGUUGUAUUCUUGCUUGAUGGCUCUGAUGAUUCUGAGCAAAGAUUUCCAGAUAUUAAAGACUUUGUACAGAGAAUGGUGGCAGACCUAAACGUUGAUGCAAACAAAGAUCGUGUGGCUGUGGUUCAGUACAGCAACACAGCAGAAACAAAUUUUAACUUGGGACAUUACUUAACAGAGGAUGAUGUCCUUGAUGCAGUACAAGGUCUAAGACACAAAGGAGGUUAUCCUCACAACAUUGGAGCAGCUCUUCAGUAUGUGAGGGAUCAUGUAUUUACUUCUGAGUCAGGAAGUAGACUCCUGGAGGGAGUUCCACAGAUACUGAUACUACUGAGUGGUGGAAGAUCUGGAGAUGACAUAAGAACCCCGGUCAGAAUACUGAAAGAAAGUGGUGUCAUCCCAAUUGCCAUCGGAACAACUGAUGCUGAUACCCUGGAGAUACAGACAUUAUCUCAUGAACCCAAUUAUGCACUCUCUAUUACUGAUUAUAAGGAACUUCCUGCUGCUACACAGGAUGUGUUUUCAUUGUUAAGAAAGGCUUCCCACCAUUUAGAGCACACUGCUCCCACAAAGGGUUUUGGUAAGGUGUAUUGUUUUUACCUUUUGACUAAAACAUUAUUUUGUAAAGAAAAUAAGAUAAUGGGGAAUCAAAGUUGACUGUCAUUGUUGCUGCUUACCCAUUCCCUGCAGAAAAUCACACUGCCUUUGUCUCCACAUUUG
This is a messenger RNA of Seriola aureovittata, 1230 nucleotides long. RefSeq names its product collagen alpha-3(VI) chain-like. The coding region runs from base 1 to 1167 and encodes 388 amino acids. The transcript is spliced from 2 exons. The record is from RefSeq and is a predicted model, not a curated record. NCBI's taxonomy places the organism in Eukaryota, Metazoa, Chordata, Actinopteri, Carangiformes, Carangidae.